Symbiodinium sp. CCMP2456 is the source of this 211-nucleotide messenger RNA. The record is from the annotation of a GenBank genome assembly. Lineage: Eukaryota; Dinophyceae; Suessiales; Symbiodiniaceae.
GCCGUAUCCCGCUGUGGACAUGCAGCGGAUCAGUGAGGAAGCCUAUUUCGUACUCUACGAGAUCUGCCCUGAGGGGUCCGUGCCCGCACCUUCGCGGGUCGAGCGUCUGGCGAUCCCUGAAUUUGCGGAGGUGGAGAAGUUCACGCUGGUCGCUGAUGGCGAGAUGGUCACGGCGGAGGAAGCGCCAGCUGCCAGACCCGUGUCAGACAAG